Molecule: messenger RNA, 1066 nt
Organism: Cicer arietinum (chickpea)
Lineage: Eukaryota; Viridiplantae; Streptophyta; Magnoliopsida; Fabales; Fabaceae
Biological process (GO): translation
Cellular component (GO): ribosome
Molecular function (GO): structural constituent of ribosome
Source: RefSeq, a predicted model, not a curated record
AAUUUUCUCUUUCUUCUUCUCUCUUCCAUCCACCCUCUCUCCUUCUCUGUUCUCUUCUCUGAUUCUCUCCCUCUUGCUUACAAGUUACAGCAGCCUUCCUCUUUCCCUCUUCCAUAAUCGGAUCUCUUCCAUAAUCAGAUUCCCGAAUCAAUCACGACAAACGCGCGACCGCCUCUGCUCCUCUGCCAAAUCACGAAUCGCUCCCCUGAGGCGGCCGCCUCUGUCUGACUGCCUCCGUGGCCGUUCCGCCCGUUCGUCGCUCUCGGGCCUGUUCGCUGCAACUCUCCAGAUCGCCUCUGCCUGACUGCUUUGUUCGCUGCAACUCUCAAAAGGGAGUGUCACUAUCAAAUACAAAAACAACAUGAAUUUUGCAGCAUCGUUGUGCAGAAGAUUGAAUAUCAAGGAACUCGUGACAAAUGUUCCUGUGUACAGAAGCACUGGUGAUGUUUCGGGUGAGGGAUUGAGUCUGGUGUUCCGUCGUUGGGCUACCAAAAAGACAGCUGGGUCCACAAAAAAUGGACGAGAUUCAAAGCCCAAGAACCUUGGAGUGAAGAAAUUUGGUGGAGAGAGGGUAAUACCUGGAAACAUCAUUGUUAGGCAACGUGGUACUCGUUUUCAUCCAGGAAACUAUGUUGGACUGGGGAAAGAUCAUACUCUUUUUGCUUUGAAAGAGGGAUGGGUGAAGUUUGAACGCAACAAGCUGACUGGUCGCAAGUGGGUGCAUGUUGAGCCUAAGGAAGGUCAUGUCCUCCACCCUGUGUUUACAGAUGCUUCUGCAUCCGAACCAAAAGUAGGUGUCUAAGUCUGACCAAUUUCAUGCAUAAACUUUUUUUAAGUGACCAAUUUUUUUGGCUUAUGUGAACUCCUAAAUGUUCCACCUCUGAGGUCUGUUACAUGGUUUUCGAUUGUAAUCAAUUAAAAGAUUUAUUCCAAUUAAUAAUAGGUGCUUCAGUUUUUUUGCCCUUUUUUAUUUGUCAUUUGGAUCAGUAGUUGUGUAAGGCAUGUGAAUCUAAACAGGCUCUACUUGCACAAUUAAAUAUUAUGCUAUUUUUAAUUUGUUCGACAA